Saccoglossus kowalevskii is the source of this 744-nucleotide messenger RNA. RefSeq lists its product as uncharacterized. The record is from RefSeq and is a predicted model, not a curated record. Lineage: Eukaryota; Metazoa; Hemichordata; Enteropneusta; Harrimaniidae.
CUGUAAUUUGUCCAACAAUUUCCCCGCCAACUGACCCACUGCAUACUGUUGGGGAUAUGAACUUUAUUUAUGGUAGCAGGAUAGAGUUUGCCUGCCACAAUCCAUAUAGAUUAAUUGGAGUGGAAAUUAUUUACUGUAAAGAGGAUGGUGCUUGGACUGAUCCAGUUCCCACCUGUAAAGAGAUUUUAUGUGACACACCAAUUACCGGUGACAAUGUUAAAACAGUCACUGAAGGUAAUACGUUUUGGUUUGGACACAUCAUCACCUUUUCUUGCGAUGAUGGAAUGACGUUGAUUGGCCCGGAUACGAGAGUGUGCCAAUCGGAUGGUACAUGGAGUGGGACAAUAUCAUCUUGUGUCAAAAAGUGUGAUGAUCCAGAACCACCAGAAUUCCCAAGCAGAACCAAUCAAAUACAAAAAUAUUCUCAAGGAUACCUGGAAGAGGUUGAAUAUUACUGCGAUGCUGGUUAUAAUUUACAGGGUAACAGUCGAAUUAAAUGUAUACAAAAUGGUGGAUCUUCGUCUUGGGACUACGGACCUCCCAGUUGUGUUCGAGACGAGAAUGACCAUUCUGCAUAUGAACUAAAAGGCCGCCCGAAUGAUAUUAUCAAUGGAGUUAUGAAUGUGUACCUUUGGUCCACUGUUGUAUUGGAAUGCAAUGUGCCAAGAACAGUCCAAUGGAGAGGAGAAACAAUGUGGUACAAAUCAGAUGGUACAAAAGUCACUGGCAAUCAGAGUUGGGCUG